AUGACUUCAGACCCAAUUCUGCCCAAGAAGGGCGAGCGCAAUAUCCUUGUGACUAGCGCUUUACCCUAUGUCAACAAUGUCCCCCAUUUGGGUAACGUCGUCGGCUCUGUGUUGAGUGCCGAUUGCUUUGCGAGAUACCACAAGACCUGCGGACGCUCUACACUAUACAUCUGCGGUACCGACGAGUACGGGACAGCGACGGAAACAAAGGCGUUGGAGGAAAAGGUGACCCCGCAGGAGCUUUGCGCCAAGUACAACAAGAUCCAUCAAGAAGUCUACGAAUGGUUUGGUAUCGGAUUCGACCACUUCGGACGUACCCCUACCGAAAAGCACACCGAAAUUUCCCAGGCCAUCUUCAAGCGCCUUUACGACAACGGUUUCCUGGGCGAGCGCACCGCUGAGCAGCCAUUCUGCGAGCAGCACGGUUCCUUCUUGGCCGAUCGUUACGUCGAGGGCGAGUGCCCUCGCUGCCACUACGACGAUGCACGCGGUGAUCAGUGCGACAAGUGUGGUCACCUUCUCGAUCCUUUCGACCUUAUCAAGCCCCGCUGCAAGCUCGACGGUGCCACCCCCGUGCGCCGCGAGACGAAACACAUUCACCUUCUUCUCGACAAGCUCCAGCCCGAGGUUGAGAAGUGGUCUGCCGAGUCUAUCUCAAAGGGAGACUGGCCCAAGAACUCUCGCGUUAUUACCGAGUCUUGGUUGAAGGAGGGUCUGAAGGAUCGUGGUAUCACCCGUGAUCUGAAGUGGGGUGUUCCCGUUCCUCUGGACGGAUAUGAUAACAAGGUGCUGUACGUCUGGUUCGAGGCCUGUAUCGGAUACCCAUCCAUUACGGCCAACUACACGGAUGAUUGGGAGCUCUGGUGGCGCAAUCCUGAAGAUGUCCAGCUCUACCAAUUCCUCGGCAAGGACAAUGUGCCUUUCCACAGUGUUAUCUUCCCCGCCACCCAGAUCGGUACCCGGGAUACAUGGACUAUGAACCACCACCUGAGCGCCACCGAGUAUCUCAACUACGAGGGCGGCAAGUUCAGCAAGUCCCGCGGUGUCGGUGUCUUCGGUACCAAUGCUAAGGAUACCGGCGUCCCCGCUGAUGUCUGGCGCUACUACCUGCUCAAGAACCGACCCGAGACUGGCGAUACCCAGUUUGAGUGGCGCUCUUUUGUCGACAGCAACAACAGCGAGUUGUUGGCUAAGCUGGGUAACCUUGUUAACCGGGUUAUCAAGCUUGUGACUGCAUCCUACGGCGGCGUUAUUCCCGAAUUCACCGUCCCGGAGGACUUCAACCCGUUCUUGGAGGAGGUCACUACUCUCACUCGUCAGUAUAUCGACGAGAUGGAGAGCGUCCACCUCCGCGCUGGUGUCGCCACUGCUAUGAAGAUUGCCGAGGCCGGUAACGGUCUCAUCCAAGCUAACCGCUUGGAUAACUCGUUGAUUGCCAACGAGCCCGAGCGCGCUGCUGCCGUCGUUGGUUCCGUGCUUAACUUGAUCCACCUGCUCUCUGCUGUCUUCGCCCCAUACAUGCCCACGACUGCGAAGUCUAUCCUGGAGCAGCUCGAGGCUCCUUUCCUGCAGAUCCCCUCCCUGGAUGAUCUCAAGGACGGCUGGAAGCCCACCAGCCUGAAGGGCGGCCACAAGAUUGGCAAGGCGAAGUAUCUCUUCUCUCGCAUCGACCCUAAGAAGGCGGACGAGUGGCGCGAUUCAUUCGGUGGGUCUCAGGCCGACCGCGCGAAGAAGGAAGAGGAGGCUGCCAAGGCUGCUGCGAAGAAGGCCGCUGCCAAGGCUAAGAAGAAGGAGAAGAAGGAGAAGAAGGGCGUCGAGGCUACCGCUAAGGGUGGUGCGGAGAGUCCUAGCGUUGACGCUGACGCUGUUGAGAAGGUUACCGAUGGCGUUGCCCAGGUUACCCUUCCUACUUCUUGA
Penicillium manginii is the source of this 1917-nucleotide messenger RNA. RefSeq names its product methionine--tRNA ligase MES1. NCBI's taxonomy places the organism in Eukaryota, Fungi, Ascomycota, Eurotiomycetes, Eurotiales, Aspergillaceae. The record is from RefSeq and is a predicted model, not a curated record. The coding region runs from base 1 to 1917 and encodes 638 amino acids. Gene Ontology annotation, biological process: methionyl-tRNA aminoacylation. The transcript has 2 exons. Gene Ontology annotation, cellular component: cytosol; aminoacyl-tRNA synthetase multienzyme complex. Gene Ontology annotation, molecular function: methionine-tRNA ligase activity; ATP binding.